Molecule: messenger RNA, 1075 nt
Organism: Pisolithus orientalis
Lineage: Eukaryota; Fungi; Basidiomycota; Agaricomycetes; Boletales; Pisolithaceae
Product: eukaryotic translation initiation factor 6
Exons: 6
Coding region: 156-893 (245 amino acids)
Biological process (GO): ribosomal subunit export from nucleus; cytosolic ribosome assembly; maturation of 5.8S rRNA
Cellular component (GO): cytosol; nucleolus; preribosome, large subunit precursor
Molecular function (GO): ribosomal large subunit binding
Source: RefSeq, a predicted model, not a curated record
CGAAAAUUUACCGACAGUACAUAUACCCUUGCUGAUCAACUUCAAGAUAACUCACCUCCAAGCCAGGUCGCUAUCUGGCCAGUUGUAACAUCCCUCUAACCUCAAAAACCACGAUAAAAGUGACUGGUGCUGUACCCGAAAACGAAUUUACAGUCAUGGCGACCCGCAUCCAGUUCGAGAACAGCAGUGACAUCGGAGUGUUCUCCAAACUUACCAAUACCUACUGCUUGACUGCGAUUCAAGCCAGUACAAACUUCUACUCUGCAUUCGAGAGCGAACUCGGCGAUGUCAUUCCCAUCGUCCACACGACCAUUGCUGGCACCCGGAUCGUGGGUCGGAUGACCGCAGGGAACCGACAUGGUCUGCUCGUUCCUUCGACAACGACAGACCAGGAACUCCAGCACCUACGAAAUUCCCUUCCCGAUCCCGUUGCAAUUCAGCGAGUCGAGGAACGUCUUUCUGCCCUUGGAAAUGUAGUUGCAUGCAACGACUACAUUGCUUUGGUUCACCCAGAAAUUGACCGGGAAACCGAGGAAAUCAUCGCGGAUGUCCUCAAAGUCGAAGUCUUCCGGCAGACGAUUGCCGAUAACGUUCUCGUCGGAAGCUACUGUGCAGUUAGCAAUCAAGGCGGUCUGGUGCAUCCAAAGACGAGUAUUCAGGACCAGAAUGAACUAAGUAGUUUGUUGCAAGUCCCAAUAGUGGCUGGUACGGUCAACCGUGGCUCGGACGUCAUUGGUGCCGGACUGGUUGUCAAUGACUGGUGUGCAUUUACUGGUCUGGAUACGACAGCGACAGAAAUAAGCGUCAUUGAAGCUGCUUUCAAGCUCCAAGGUCAAAACUCGUCAGCAAUUAUUGGCGAGAUGCGCGAUUCUCUUAUCGACAACUGGGCAUGAUCUACCCAGCGUUUUCACGAUUAUGAUUAUCACCUACCUUCCACGCACCUCGAUAUAUGUUCUGACCCACUUCAAUCGCAACCCUACAUAUCAACUCAAAUUGUAUCCUUAUACGCGUCUUUUUUGGAAUAGAAGCCACGUAGACCAAGGUAUACCCGAGCUCCUCAAAAUACCCUUCCAGC